Molecule: messenger RNA, 1057 nt
Organism: Macrosteles quadrilineatus (aster leafhopper)
Lineage: Eukaryota; Metazoa; Arthropoda; Insecta; Hemiptera; Cicadellidae
Product: cytoglobin-2-like
Exons: 4
Coding region: 32-499 (155 amino acids)
Molecular function (GO): heme binding; oxygen binding
Source: RefSeq, a predicted model, not a curated record
UACGUGCAUUUGCGUGCGAGCAUUCAACACCAUGGCAGCGGAAAUAAGUGAGAGAGACAAGCAAUUAGCCAGAGAAUUAUGGCAACUAGUGGAAAAGGACUACGCAGCUGUAGGCAACAUUCUGUUCAGAGAACUAUUCACAGCAUACCCCGACUACAUAAAAUACUUUGAAAAAAUGAAAGCCUCUCCAGAGCAAGAUAUUUUCGAGUCUGCAAGAUUUAAGAAACACAUGGUCUCAGCUUUGUUUCCAUCUAUUGCUUUACUGCUGAAGAAUCUCGAUGAUCCUGAAAAGCUUGCGGAACAGUUGAAGGAUAUAGGAGUGAACCACAAGAAAAGAAAUCUUCACAGAGCACAGUUUGAGGCUCUUCACAAAAUAAUAAUCGACACGUUCAAGAAAACGUUGCCCGAACAGUUCACAUCAGAAGUAGAAUCAGCUUGGAACAAGAUCUUAGGUGUCGCGUUUGAUAAGAUCUCUUCUCACUUGGAUAACCAAUGUUAAAAACUUUUGAAACUCUGUGUUUGAACGUUUCUAUGUCAUAAGAAAGAAAGUGUUCUUUGCUUGUGGAACCAUGAAAUUAUUAAUUAUAAAAUUAUUUAUAGGUUUAAGUAUUUUAUUUUUGUAUCAGAAAUUUAUAUUAUGACAACUUGUGAGUUUAUAAAUGUACAAAUGUGUUUUGUAUACAAUAGGUAUUAAUUUAUCUUAUUGUUUAUGUAGAGGUCCAAUUCAGCCAGACAACAGAUUAAUUAUUCAAUUGUGAAAAAAAUGAAUAUUUUAAAAUCGUUCUCCCUCACAAUACAUAAUGUGAACCAUGUGUUUACAAUAAUUAUUUUCUUUUGGGGAUUAUACAGUUAGCUUUUAGUAGUUUUAUCAGGAUGUAAUGAAAAAUCCAUUUUGAAAAUUCUGUUAUCAAUUAUAUUCAAGCAUCUAGUAUUCAGACUUUAACUUAUUGUUAGUAAGAAAUUUACAUUAUGAAAAUAUUAUUAAAAGCAACCAAACACCUCAGCCAAUCUGUACUGUAAUUAUUAUAAGUUAUUAAAGUUUUUAAUAUUUUAAUGU